CAUAAGGCUGUCUUUGAGUUGUUGCUAGGCAGCAACAGAGUGGACCCAGAUGCAAAAGACAAAAACGGCCGGACUCUAUUAUGGAAAGCUGCAUCGCAGGGUCACAAGGAUGUUGUUGGGCUCCUACUAGAUGGCGGCAGAGUAGAUCCAGACGCAAGAGACAAGAACGGUCGAACUCCGCUAUGGGAGGCUGCAUCGCGAGGUCACAGAGCUAUUGUUGAGUUCUUGCUAGGCAACGACAGGAUAGAUAUAGAGUCAAGAGACGAAAACGGCCAAAUCCCAUUAUCCGCUGCUGCAAUGGGCCAAGAGAUCAUUGUGGAAUUGUUGAUUUCUAGUGGGAGGGUAGAUCCCGACGCCAAAGAUGCCCUUGGUCUUACACCACUGGCUUGGGCUUCACAGACG
Messenger RNA from Bipolaris oryzae ATCC 44560, 402 nucleotides. RefSeq lists its product as uncharacterized. Gene Ontology annotation, cellular component: nucleus. Gene Ontology annotation, molecular function: protein binding. Gene Ontology annotation, biological process: regulation of gene expression. The record is from RefSeq and is a predicted model, not a curated record. Lineage: Eukaryota; Fungi; Ascomycota; Dothideomycetes; Pleosporales; Pleosporaceae. The annotation marks the transcript as partial. The transcript has a single exon.